CUUUUCCACCAGAGCAGGAUAUCUUGCUGUCAGAUCCGGAGCUGUUGUUGACUGCACACAAAUCUGACCAGGAACUCUUGCCGUUAGUUACUUUACUCAUUGAGUACUUCUGCAGAAGAGACGGAACAUCUGGAUGAUCAUGGAUGAAUUCACUCCUUUAGACUGUCUGCUGCCUACAGGCACACAGAAAAUAUGUCUGAUCAUUCUCAACCAGCCUUUGGAAAAAGACAGUCUUCACACACUCUGGAGUAAAGCUCUCCUGCGGGCGUGUGCAGAUGGUGCGGCCAACCACCUGUAUGACAUCACCGCUGGACAACAAGACAGUUUUCUUCCAGACUACAUCAGUGGGGACUUUGAUUCUAUUACUGCAGAGGUCAAAGCUUUCUACACAGAGAAGAAGUGUCGGUUGAUAGAGACCGCUGAUCAGGAGCUGACUGACUUCACUAAAUGUCUGGCCAUCAUGGUGGAGGAGAUCAAGAGACAACAGCUUCAGGUGGAUACUAUAGUGACUCUGGGUGGUCUAGCAGGAAGAUUUGACCAGACCAUGGCUUCAGUAGAGACUUUGUACCACGCCCUCAAUAUGACAGAACUACCUCUGGUGGUUCUACAGGGAUGCAGUCUGGCCUACCUGCUACGACCGGACAUGAGACACAGGUUGGGAGUGAAUACAGGACUGGAGGGGGAAUGGUGCAGUCUAAUACCUAUAGGAGGACCAUGCAAAACACACACCACUGGACUCAAAUGGAACCUGGAAAACCAGGUACUGCAGUUCGGGAAGCUGGUGAGCACAUCCAACACCUACGAGCCUGUCGCCCAGGGAGACCAGAGGAAGCCUGUAACCGUGACAACGGACCAGCCACUGCUCUGGAGCAUGGGCAUCUGCAGGGACAGGAAAUGACAUCAUCGACCAGGGUGCUCCACCUCCUUCCAGAAUGAACAAAUGGGUGUCAUUUAAAUAGGCUAAUGGCUUCCUCUCCCCAACUGGAAAUUCACGCUUCUGCCGAGUUGAAAAAGUGUAAAAAUGCCUCUUUCCUUCCUUGGUGAAGGAAUCUCUGUACGGUCACAAGAGGAAGCCACUUUAGAUUUUAGAUUCACCACUAGCCUAGAAAACUCUGUCCUGAUUCCAAACUGGAGACUUGCUCCCUUCCCCUUGAAGACUAACCAUUGCAUAUCUGAGGUGGGGGUCAAAUCCAUACUUCUCAAGGGUGGAUUUUAGGGUGCAAGUCUACGGUUUGGAACUCAGCCCCAAUGUGCCUUCACCGUUGUCGCUUAACAAACAGAGAUUCACAUUAUAUACAAGUCAACAUAAGGCAAGCUGCAUAUUUCUUUGAUUUAUUAACACAGUCAAAUAAAAACAUUGCAAACAAUGUUUUUUUUAAAUGGCAUCCCUUCACUAUCCUCCCACCACCACUUUUCCACAUUGCCCUGCUGCCAAAGGUCUCUGGUUAUUGUAGUUCUGUAGCAUCUCCAGAGGUUAAACCGCCCCUGAGAGAGAUACGAGAACUCACAAUAACACAGAGGCUAAUUCAGUUUCUCCCCUUUACCCAAUAGUAUACAAUCAUCCACACCUCUUAACUGUAGUGGCAGAAAUGCUGUAUGCCUUAUACUUUAAAAUAGUGUGUUUCACACAUUCCAUCAAAUCAAAUAGAACUGUAAAACAUAGUUUGAUAUUAUCGCAGACCUACAUGCAUCUAUGCACAUAUCUUGAUAACAAAUGAAUCAUAUAUCUUGUAGACAGGUAGCAUUAGUGCACUUUAGAACACUGUAGUCAAAUCACCCAAAACCUAACCUAACCUAAAAAGCCAAAUGGACUGAACUUGAAUUGUUUUCUACCAAUAAUGUGCACAAUAGAGUACUGACUGACUACUGUCCAACUGACUCCUGGUGGGUGUGUCCUGCAGUGUCUUGUCCUAUGUUGAAGGUGUGGUCCUACUUUCACAAUGUUAUUGUUGAAGAUGUGGAUGAGCUUGACAAAGAACCCAAUGAAGCUCAUGAUGGCAAACCCAAUCACUGUCGCCAUGGCAAUCUUCUGGAAUUCUAGAACAGAGAUCAAGAGAGAUGGUACAAUAAUAUUCUCUCGUCACAGAAUCAUGACAUUUUACAGACCUACAAUUCCAGAGAACUCCACAAGAACCUUCUUGAUCGAUGUGGUUCCAAAUCAACAUUUCUUUCUGAGAAAGAUGGGACUUUUGUCAGCAAGGCAAUGAUGACUGUUUUACAGGAGUUUUAUUGAAUCUGUGUUGAUGUUUUCAACGGUGGCCUGGUUUGGCAAUCUUAAUGUUUGCAACAAAAACAGGCUAGACAGUGGUAGAGGUGGCCAGCAAGGUCAUCGGGGUGCAGCAGACACAGCUCUUAGAAACUUUUAGGAAGUAAGUGAUGAGGAGAGCUAACAGUAUCCUAGACUGUCCUAAUCACCCGGGCAUUGACGAUUUUGAGCUCGUCCCUUCAGGUCAUUGUUUUCAACUUCCCAAAUUCAAGAGCAAUAGAUCCAAGAACUCAUCCCACAGGCCAUAAACUUUCUAAAUCUACACAUGAAAAGAAAUAAUGCAUAUUUAUUGAUGCACGUUUGCACAAUGACUGCACCUUGUAUUGAUCGUACACUGUAACCAAUCGCAUGAUGUAUAUCUGUUGUAUGGUUGUCACUGUUUUUAAAUGUUGUCUUUAUUGUUGAACCCUGACUGCACAACACAUUUCCCAAUUGGGACAAUAAAGACAUUUGAUUGUUUGAUUGAA
Messenger RNA from Oncorhynchus kisutch (coho salmon), 2733 nucleotides. It is a transcript of the gene tpk1, whose product is annotated as thiamin pyrophosphokinase 1. Lineage: Eukaryota; Metazoa; Chordata; Actinopteri; Salmoniformes; Salmonidae. The transcript is spliced from 9 exons. The coding region runs from base 134 to 898 and encodes 254 amino acids. The record is from RefSeq and is a predicted model, not a curated record. Gene Ontology annotation, molecular function: thiamine diphosphokinase activity; thiamine binding; ATP binding. Gene Ontology annotation, biological process: thiamine diphosphate biosynthetic process; thiamine metabolic process.